UUUCAGUCUAAGAAAGAGCGAUCUGAGCAGUGUUGAAGCACCUCUUUCUCGAAGAAGGUUCGCAAGACACACUUUCUUCCCCCGGCACCCAGCAUCUCCAUCCCACACCAGAACCCUCAUCGACGAUCACACCCAGCAAUCAAAAUGGCUCAGAACGAUGCUCAAAGACUUGCUCCCCACGACCAGGUCCUGGCGUCAUGCCUGGCCCGGCUCAACCUCGAGAAUGACCAAGCUCGAAGGGUCUCUGCCGCUCGUGCGGCUGCCACAGCUGCUGUUGGUGGCAAGAGCGGUGGCAGCACGAGCAGCAGCAGCAGCAGCAGCAGUCUGAGCGGUCUCGGUCGUAGCGGAAGCAAGGCUACAAGAAGCCAAGGUCACGACGGCACUCUCAAAGCUGGACCUUCUAACACUGCCGGCGUCGAGCAGCUGGUUUGCAUCGACGCAGAUCCUUCCAACGCCAGCACAACGACUACGACAAGCCAUAGCAGAGGCUUUGCUCCCAUGCGUAUGGUUGCUGAGCAGCGGGGCCAAGUCACUCAUGCACCCCACGAACAAGCGAUCUCACAGUUUGCAAAGGAGUUCUACAGCCUGCCGUCCAACUACGCUGGCGACGCUUUGAACCUUCGCAAUCAAAGUGCGCCAUGCAAGGAUGAGGAGAACACAGCACUCUUCAUCACCGGACUUCCAGCUAAUUGCACUCACACGAUGCUGCUUGAGGCUGUUACUCGUUGUGCUCCGGUGGGAAAAGUCUACGCAGCCGUUAUCAAUGCCGCCAAACCAGCUGAAGGGCAGCUUUGUGCCGCAGCAAAGAUAGUAUUCUUUAAUCGGGCUGGCGCUGAGAAUUGCUUCAAGGCCAUCAAGCAAGGAAGGCUCAUUGUCGGAGGGCGCCGUCUCAGAGUUGUCUGGAACAGAACCAAGUCAGCUGUACAGCCAGACACCAGCAACUCAAGGGUUGUUCUAAUCCGGGGCCCGUCUGGGCUGGUCAAACGCAAUGAGCUCGAACACUGGUUCUCAAAGUACUUUGAGUACCAGACAGAGAGGGUCUUGGUUCGCAAGCAGACUGGACCUCAGGUUACAGUGCUGGAAUGGCGGUUUGGUAGCUUCCGAGCACAAGCGGAGGCCGCCACUUUACUCCUCAGUCAGGAGGAGUUUGGCAACAUGAAGUUGGAAUGGCGUUGGGGAGUGGACCCUUGCGCCUAGAGAUCUUCCAAGCUGGUAGAAGUAGAGGCGGCGGAUCGGUUGUUACGGCACGGGAAGUGCGGGAAGGAAGUCAGAAAGCCAGAAGGUUAAUGUUG
Messenger RNA from Colletotrichum phormii, 1292 nucleotides. RefSeq lists its product as uncharacterized. The record is from RefSeq and is a predicted model, not a curated record. The transcript is spliced from 2 exons. Gene Ontology annotation, molecular function: RNA binding. The coding region runs from base 145 to 1197 and encodes 350 amino acids. NCBI's taxonomy places the organism in Eukaryota, Fungi, Ascomycota, Sordariomycetes, Glomerellales, Glomerellaceae.